UCCUGUCAAGCCAGAUACUCUGCCGUUUUUAUUCUCCUGGAAAUUCCCAUCAAAUUUUUCGAAAAUGAUCAAAGAAUCAUUUGUCUAUAAGCAAUGCCAGUGCGCCUCUCCAGCGCACGAAGUCUGAAUAAUCCUCGUCAGCAUCCCCGGCCGGUCUGGAGGCGUCCGAGAUCGCCUUCGCCCUCGUCCUCGUCCUCGCCCUCGCCCUUGCCGUCGCCAACGCUCAAGGUCCAACCUCACUGCCCGCUCCCGCUGCCGCUGCUCCGGCCAGUGCUCGUCCUGCUGCUCCUGGUCAUCCUCGCACCCGCUCCGGCCGUAUGCGAUGAGCCGAACUGCACCUUCAUCGAGGGCUACAUGCUGCAGUACGUCUGCCACAGCAAGUACGUGGAAGAGAUCCGGCUGCAACACAAGGACCGCAUCCCGGCCAUCGGGACGCCGUACGCCAUCUGGAGGCGGCCCGACACCAACGACCCAUCCUACCUGCUCAUCUCCUUCUACGACUCGCCGCUCUUCAGUUGCUUCACAGUGGUUAUGAGCGACGGCAAGUUCUACUGCGACGGGCGCAACUUCAUCGAGCCGAACACGGACGCCGCCCAGCUGCACUGCAUCAACUUCCCGUUCCACUAUACCACACACCUGUAUGAUUCGUGUGCCAGGACGCCGAGCCCGGAUGACUCGCCGCCCAUAUCGGUGGCCAUUGCUUACAUGAAGGAAAAUAUCAAGAAUAACAAUCAGGCGGGACUUCGCGUGAAAUGCCCAGCGUUUUUCCCCUUUCUUGUGCCCAUGAUCCCCUUUCUGAUAUCGCGAUAUUUUGGUAUUUUACUAUGUCAAUAAAAUGGUUCUGAAUAGUUA
Messenger RNA from Drosophila rhopaloa, 852 nucleotides. RefSeq lists its product as uncharacterized. The coding region runs from base 94 to 834 and encodes 246 amino acids. NCBI's taxonomy places the organism in Eukaryota, Metazoa, Arthropoda, Insecta, Diptera, Drosophilidae. The transcript has a single exon. The record is from RefSeq and is a predicted model, not a curated record.